AUGCCUCUUUCACAACUCGUCCUUCCGUCUUUUACCCUAGUCCUCAGCGAUUCGGUUACCCUGCGCGACUUCCAGCGCGCUCAGACUCGCGAAAUCCACAUUCCGGUUCAUGCUCCAUUGAGCGACGAGGAAUUCAUGCAUACGAUUGACCUCCGUGACACGACCCCAGCCUCAGCCUUCAUCACGUAUAAGUGCACCUACUAUCCCGAUCAAGACGCUGCGUCCCUGUUUGGCGACGAGAACGGCGAGGAACUUGCUUCAGAUGGGCACUUCUGGCGACGCUUGUUGUUGAAGGUUAAGGGCUUCGGAGGGAGGUUCUUCGCUGGCUUUCGCCGUUGGAUGGACCCUACUUUUCUCCGAUAA
This is a messenger RNA of Laccaria bicolor S238N-H82, 363 nucleotides long. RefSeq lists its product as uncharacterized. Lineage: Eukaryota; Fungi; Basidiomycota; Agaricomycetes; Agaricales; Hydnangiaceae. The transcript is spliced from 4 exons. The record is from RefSeq and is a predicted model, not a curated record. The coding region runs from base 1 to 363 and encodes 120 amino acids.